AUGAGUGUGUUGGGAGGAAAGGUGUUGCUAAAGAAAUGUAAGGGAAGUCACAUCUUUGAUGGAUAUUUACUGACUAAUUUGGUUAAUUUUCUAACCGAAUUUUCUGCAAGUUCUGUACGACUAUUCCGCUACAUGGGGUCAUUUGCCGUGUUUAAACUUUACAGUGGAUUACUUGAGACAGAAUCCCAGUUAUCUCGAAUAAGGGAAUCUUAUUUGCAGAAGGUAGACGGGAGAUUAACUGUACUUAAGGAUUGUCUUGAUGGAAUAUUCAAAAGUAUCUUCAUCAACAGAUGGAGAGACGUUGCAUCUGAAGUCCGGGCUUUAUGCAUUGAUGAGCUUGCGCAAUGGGUUUCACUUAUGCCAUACAAAUAUCUUGAUGAAAGUUUUAUGGAUUUUUUUAUUUGCGGAUUAGCCGAUAAAGCUUCGGCAGUUCGUUCGAGCAGUCUCUCGGCCUUAAUACUCUUCUUCGUUCAAAAUAUUGUGCCUUCCGGUGUUAGACGCUACAUUCUGAAAGAAAAACAAAGGUUUUUUGAGAGCUUGUAUGACAAGGACGUUAACGUUGCCACAUUAGCAUCUUGUUUAAUGGUAGAAAUUGCACGGGGAGGCUUUGAAACUUUUGAAACAUCUGAAGGCGAAAAGUUCGAGGAUUUUGUUUUCAGCAAUAACUGGGAGCUUGCAGUAAGUGCCGGGAAGUAUUUGAUCAUGAAACUUACAAACGGUGUGGAUAUUAAAAAAUUCAACGGGUUCGAAGAAGAUUUUGCUGAUGAUUAUUUGAGAGGAUUGAUAGUUGGCAUCACAAAAUUUUAUCAAAGUUCUAAGUAUCACGACAGGGCCGGCUUUUUGGUUGAUGCUAUUACUGGUUCCCACAAAGUGCUGCGAAAACUUGACUUAAUGGCUGAAAUACUACUUGGAUCUGAAGCAGAGGGAUAUGAAGAUGCCCUAAUUGAGAUAAUGAGCUUUAGUGCUAAACAGUGUUAUGCGGGGGUGAAAAUAGUGCGCUCCGAAAGUCGGGUUACCUGUGUGAAGCAAAUCUCAGCAGCAGCGCCUGAUAAAGAAUGCAGCUGUAAUUUAGCUACACUAUUUUCUUAUUUGUCGAGGUUGCUAUGCCGGUACAGCAACAAUGACAAAAAUUUGGUAAAAUUAUUGUCUGUUCUUCUAUGUUUCAAAGACGAUGGACAAAUUAGUAAAGAAGUUAAUGACGAGGUACUUUCCGAUUUAUUUGCCUCGCUCAAAGAAAUUAUAUUGGGUUACUGUCAAAUCGAUGUUAUGGAAGCUGUGGCAGGCGUAUUCUUUCGCUAUAAGCGACUGCCCAGUGUAAGUGCGGAAAUGAAGACAAUAUGUGGAAAAAUAAUGUCUGAAGUUGAACAGCAUUUAUUUUCUAUGGCCAACGAAAUUAGCUGCAGAGAUGGCGAUGAAGUUUUACUUUCUUUGUUGGAGAAAUGUGUGGUAUUAGGAAGUCUUGUGGAUAUACGAAUCUAUGGUCUCUGGUUUUCUUCAAAGAAGUGUACAGAAAAUUUUGUCAAAAGUUUACCAGAUAGAAUGUAUAUCAAAAUACUGGAAAUGCAGUUUGCAAUCCUCUGUUGGGAACUGAAAAGUUUAUUUUACCACAGUAUCGGACGAGGUGAGAAAAACAAGGCUUGGAAAGUAAUAGAGGAACAUGGGGACAAUUUUUUACGGUCGGUUCAUGAUCUUUCUUCUAGAAGACCACAGUGCAUUUGUAAAUUUUUUAAUCAAGAGACAAUGUGGAGCAAUUUGGUCGCACUUCGCCGGCUAACCAUGAAAUUGGAGGAGGAGGAGGGCGCUUUUAGAGAAAUUCAAGUUCCGCCGCUUCCCUUCCCGAGCUUUUUAGCUCCAAAUUUCUUUUUACAGAACCCACAUGAAGCUCUGCCGCUGUUGAUUGACUGGUUUACACUUUACCGUGAGUACCGUUCAGAAACAGUAGGAAGUAGUUGUGAGAAACUAAAGAAUUCUGUAUGUGGACUUUUUCAUGGCUUGUUUGAUGCGGACAUUGGAUCUUUCGACAUGUUGGAAGUAAUUGCUAGUUUUGGUAAUUUGUUUCUAAACGGAUAUUUGAGCACAGUCGAUUUUUGGGUUCUACUAGAUGUUUAUAGGAAGGUUGGUAAGAAAGCAAAAGAAUUUCUUCAUUCUCUCAUGUUAAAACUUUCAAAAAGUGACCACUUUGGAAUCGCCAAGGCUAUGAGUCAAGUAUUAAUUUACAGUUUUCUCAAGUUUCCAGUUGCAGAGGACGAAUAUAUUUCUCAAGUCGCAGAAGGGUUUAUACAAUUUUUGAAGAGGGAGGUUCACAGAAGGACAAUGCCUGAGAUGGUUAAUCUUAUCAUAUGCUACGGUAUAAUGGCUUACAAGUACCGCAUUUUUGGCUGGUUUAAACAAGUUAUUGCUUCAUGUAAAACUAUCACUUUUUAUCUUAUUGCUUAUCUGUGUAAUGGUCGUUGUGUAAUAAAAAUUUCAAUGAUCGCUCGUGCUGCAAUUCGUGCUCUUAUUGUGCGGUUUUGGGAAAUCUCGUUCUCCUCUGCCAUUAUCGUCGUAUAA
This is a messenger RNA of Enterobius vermicularis (human pinworm), 2550 nucleotides long. The record is from the annotation of a GenBank genome assembly. Lineage: Eukaryota; Metazoa; Nematoda; Chromadorea; Rhabditida; Oxyuridae.